AUGCUAGUGUGGUACGAACACGAAAUGCUCCCGGAGGAGCUGCGAGUGCGCUAUGAAGCGCGCAUGCCCUUCAUUCCGAUCAGGGAGCUUUUCCAUCCGCCGCUUCAGCCCUUCAAGUCCCGGCCUCGUUUGGCGCCACCGAAGGUUCCGCAGCGGGCGGAGACGAAGCCGCCGACUUGGCAUUACCUGGACACCAAGGGCCAGUUGCAGGGGCCUUUCUCGUCGCAGCAGAUGGCGCUGUGGCACGACCACGACAUGUUGCCAAAGACUCUGCGGCUUCGACGUAGCACAGACACCGACUUCUUCACGAUUCCCGAGUUCUUCCCAGCUCCUUUGACUCCCUUCAAGUCGCUGCCAGUCGUGCCAGCGAAGGAGGCGCCUCCCGCAAGGCAAGUGCCACAGAUCAAGGCCCAGGCGGAUCUCAGCCAUCUGGGACCUCUGGCGUCACUCUUCGCAAACGCCACUGCUGCAGCGCAUGCAAGUGCGCAACAGCAGGCGAUGGCGGUCGGGAAGAAGGGAGAGAAGGGCAAGGGUAAGCACGUCGAGGAAGGUGAGCACCCGCAGGGCAACUCCAAGAAAGGGCGGGGUAAGGCCAAGGAGAAGCAGGAGGCCGAUGCGAACGGCUGGGUCUGGUCCGCCGAGCAUGGAUGGAGCAAUGACAAGUGGUGGGACUGGUCCUGGAACGGCCACGGCUGGUCCGAGAACGGAGACGGCUGGGAGAACGGCAAGCAAGCAGGCGACUGGUCCGGAGACGCAGCACAGAAUGCGCCUCACAAGGACAAGGGAGAGAAGGUCACUGCAGUCCAGGCAGCAUUCGGCAACCUCAAGUGGGGUCCACCCUUCCAGGAUGACGACCUUUUCCCGGAGGAGCCCAUCCGCCGCGUUCUGGACGAGGGCAUUGUUUGGGAGGAGCGCUGGAUCUCGCCCCUGGGCGUGCGCUUCUCUCAGGGCAAGAUCCACCCGUUCUUCCACGAGCGGGGGCCGAUCUCUGAGGUCAUGCUUCAGAUCAAGCUGAAGAAUGAGGAGGGAAAGAGAUGUAAGCGUAUCGAGCCGCCCUUCCCUCCCGUCCGGCUCCUGCACCUCAAAGAGCAGGGCGUCCUCGUUACCUUGGACAACCGACGGCUCUAUGCGCUCCAGCGUUUCGCGCUGCAGGAGUGGCCCACUCCAUGCCUGGUGCGCGCACUCUGUGUCGAUGAGCUCACGCCCACAAGGCUGCGUGCAGAGAAUCGCAAGUUCACGAACCGGCUCUGCGGAUUGCAGCUGGAGGUGGAGAGCAGAAGCAAUGCCUUCGACACCUUUAGCUGGGUCACGGAGGCAGCUCAGACGGAGGCGCCUCGCUUCUGCCGCCCCGUGUCCCUCCGCGCCUACGACCGUGCAGUGUCGCUUCUGCCAGUGCUCGUGGUUCACUCGCUCCUCUGCCUGAAGCUGCGCCCCUACCUCCGCUCGAGGUGGCCCCUGCUUCGCUUCUUGGCGAUGACCCUGCCUUCACCGCAGCAGCGGGAGUUUGCGAGCAAGCGAGUCCUUCUGCAACACAUCCUGGAGCUCUCCAAGCCGACGGGCGAGGUGCUAAGAUGCCCCCGUGUUUGUGUCGGCUACAAGGCUGAGACGGUUGUCGCUUUGGGCAAGGGCCGAAGCUGUGUCUCGUCGAAGCUUUCUGUCGAGCGACCACUCGCCUUGCUCCAGGCUCCCGGCCCCCUCUCGAGGAUUCAGCGCCGCGUGCUGUUAACUCUGCUGCCCAUGAGCUGCCUCCCCUACGUGCGCAGCUCCCUGAAGGGUGCUGAGCAGGACUGGAUCAUUGGUUUACUUCUCGCUUGGGGCAAGGUUGCGGCCUGCAUGCUACAGCUCUCGCCGCUUCCAUGA
Symbiodinium sp. CCMP2456 is the source of this 1860-nucleotide messenger RNA. NCBI's taxonomy places the organism in Eukaryota, Dinophyceae, Suessiales, Symbiodiniaceae. The record is from the annotation of a GenBank genome assembly.